UUCAAGCUUUACGGGGCAUGAAUUACAGGUAAACAACCAUGGCUUCUCACUGAGCACCAUGUUUACCUAGAGAUUGAGCCAGGGGUCUCAGAUCUUCCAGCUGAAUACAACAGACAAUUGGGACACAUUGUGAGAAUCACUGCUACUGUCUCGAUCUGCUCCAAAAUGGGAUUCUGGGCAUGGAAUAUCUGCAUGGCCGCCAUCUCUAUGGUUGCCAUGGUAGCAAAGGGAGAAGUUUCAGACGUUGUUGUGAUGUACGAUCAUCCUGCAAACCUGAGCUGCAUGGGCAAAUCCUUCGACCCUGAUGCUACACAGAUGUCCAGAUACCGACUGAUGUGGCUCAUUCCUAAUGGCGACCUUGUGGGAAAGACGUCCACCCAUGACAGAGUGACAGUCUUUGACGAAGGAAAACAGAUCACAGUGAAGAAGGUAGACGAUGUUGAUUUUGGCAUCUACAGCUGUAUCAUCUACAACUUCAACACACAGGAAUAUGAGAUAGUUCAGACAAGCAUCAACAUGAAUGGCCCAUACUGGGGGCACCUAAUGGCGAAGUAUCGCACGAACUUCAUCGUUGGGGCAGUAGCUGCUGCUGUGAUGUUUGUUAUCAUGAUGGGGUUCUGCUUCUGGAUUGGCAGAAACAGCUCCUUGGAGGCGGAUGAGGAUGAAAGAGUGAAAGCAUCAUCUCUCUGGAUGUCCAACCAAGGUAUCGACAAUGCUGCAGUGGAGUUGGAUGACGUUCAGGUCGACACUAAGACUGUACCAGUAAAUGGAGAGGAGCACCCACCAGUUUAUUCUGAAAUUGGAAAAGAUCUGGCCACAAAACUGUAGACAAUGCGUGAUCCUGAGGUUUAACUGCUGAGAAGUUAUUAGCUGAAUGCCAUCCAUUUAUAUUUCCUUUGAGAUAAGUCUUAGUGUUUUUUGUUGUGGAAUCGUUAACAGAUGUUUUUGAUAUUAUUGCUUGUUGCAAGAUCACACUGGUUUCAAUCAGUGAAAGGGCUUUGUUUCCUGUCAAAAUAUACAUGUAUAUAUUUUGGCUGUUUUGAUUUUGAAAAUUUGAUUAAGGAAAGUUGCUCUGUGUCAGCAAAAGCUAAGGAAACAGACAUCACUGAAACAAUGUUUCUGGUCUGCUCUUUUGCAGUAUCAUUAAACUGUGAACCAGACAGCAACAGUAUUGAUUCAAGAAUAUCAAUGAACUCACUUAAUCAUUAACUAAAGAGUUAAUUCAUAAAAAUAUAUAUUACAUACCUAAAACAGCUGAGGACUAUUUACCAGACAAACAUAAAAAUACUGAUUUAUGAAGAUUGAAUUCCUCUAUAUUUUUAUGACAAUAUUCCAAAGACUGUUUUAUGACUUUAGUUCACAAACCAAAUGUAUUUGUUCAGUGACUUCAUUGCAAUCUUUCUUUGUAUGAUAGGAUAUGACCUAUCCUGUGACCAUCUAGAGGGACAUACUUAACAUGUUUGGUUUCUAGUACCCAGGAAUUAGUGGGUAGUUUGGUCAUUUCUCAAAAUGAGGUAAAUGUGAUAUAUAUAUUUCCAAAAGAUACAUGAAAGUGCUUCAUUUUUCCAGUUGUACUUAAUUGUACACUUUAGAAACUCUGGCUUUCCCAAAAAGAAAAAUGACUUGUCACACAGAAGACCCCAAUUUGAUUCCCAACAGUGGUACAGGGUGUGAAGUUCAUUUUGGAUGUCACCCACCAUGAUGUUACUGGAAUAUUGCUAAAAAUGGCAUAAGACUAAGCUCAAACCACACUGAAUUAUGAAAAAUGUCUAAAUACAUAUGAUUAUACAACAUUUACUAUACAAAACAAAAGCACAAUUUGUUUUAAAAAUUUCUCUCAGACAGUCCCUGAAAUGUGUGUCUAAUGUGUAUUUCCUAAAUUAACACCAAAACAAGGGAGACAAUUCUUCCCCUACCUCAGUGUUAUUUCCCUGUAUAAGUUAUGUAAAAUCUUAUCUGAAAGUUGUGUCACAUGUAAACCAAUACACUGUAUUGUAUAAUGAAUUGAGGGGUUAUAUUUUAGAA
This is a messenger RNA of Haliotis rubra (blacklip abalone), 2025 nucleotides long. RefSeq lists its product as uncharacterized. The record is from RefSeq and is a predicted model, not a curated record. The transcript is spliced from 3 exons. NCBI's taxonomy places the organism in Eukaryota, Metazoa, Mollusca, Gastropoda, Lepetellida, Haliotidae. Bases 166 to 828 code for a protein of 220 amino acids.